GGCUGAGACCCUCCCCCAGUCAGUCAGUGAGUCACACUCAACAAUUGUAGUUUACUACUCCACUUAUGUCUCUGAGGCUCACUGCAUGCUGUUAAGUGUGUGAAAGCGUCAUCAUAUAAGAACAAGGGAAGUCCUGAUGGAUCUUCAUCUGACAGGAUUUUGGCUGCUGCUCAUCACACAUACUGUGUUGGGUAAGUUGUGUUUCUGUCACUUUUGGUGUGGGGUUAGUUUAUUUGGGAACUGUGUUGGCCACAGGAGGCUGCUGAGGGGAGGAUGGCUCAUAAUGGCUGGCGUGAAUGGAAUGGCAUCAAACACAUGGAAACCAUGGGUUUGAUUGAUUUGAUACCAUUCCACUCUAGGCAUUAACACGAGCCUGUCCUCCACAAUUAAGGUGGCACCAACCUCCUGUGGUGUUGGCCAAAAAAAUAAUCUGCCAUUGCAAAUUUGGGAUAAUUUUAUCAUGGAGUAUUUUAAUGCCUAUAGAUCAUUAUGCAGAUGCUUUCUUGACCAGGUUAGGAAGGUCCAAACAAUGCCUCAGUACAGUGGGCUUCCCUUAUGACCACCAACAAGCCAUAAAAAACAACCAAUGACACUAACGGGAAGCUAACGUUGUAUUACCUUCUCUAUAUCUUGAUUUCUAGUGUUCUGUGAUAUGGAAUUCCUGGAGAGACCGCAGGGUGACUCUGUAGAGUUCCACUGUAUCUCUGAGUUCAAUGCCACCAAGCCCAUUGGGCUCUACCUGAAACGCAAGUGGCUGCAGCCCAACCGAGAGGUCCUGUUCAUGUAUACUGCACAAAAGCCUGCUCUUUACCCUGAUGUCAAACAGCGCAUCCAUGUCACCGGAGACCCGAGUACUCACCGGGUCAAUGUGACCCUCAGCCAGCUGAAGGGAACAGACACGGACCUCUACUACUGUGAGUUUGUAUUCCCCGACACCAGCGUCGAUCAAAAUAUUCCAAGCAAGAUGGAGUUAUUUCCUGUACGUCAACGAUGCUGGUGAGUAAUCUUUAUGGAUUCCUCCAUUGAUUUCCUAUUUCCUUUUUUAUGUUUCUUGAUGCGAGUGGAGUUGAUGACAUCAUGAUAUGUGUGUUAAACAGUCACAGUAGCCCUGUGUGUUUUCCCCUUUUUUGGGAACAACUCCUGAUGCCAUAGCUGAGCCCCACUGUUCAUGUUAUCAUGCAUUCUGCCACUACUUCCUCCUAAGAAUAGCCCUGGCUCUAGCAACAGACUCCCCUCUCCCAUGCCCUCAUAGCCAGUCAUACUAGUGUUUGUUUCCCAUGUGGAGAAGAUGCCCCAGACAACAAGAUGGAUGUAGGCCUGAUAGAGACGUGCGCCGGGGGGUCAGCUGUCCUCCCCUGCCUCGCCCCCCAUGGUUCCCCCUCGGCCAUGGAGGGGGUAUGCCUGAAGAGGCGGUGGAACCGGGAUCCAGUGGAGGUGCUGUUCCACUCCAAGCUCCCCUCCUCCGCCUCGUUCCCCCCAGAAGAGAGGCUUCACCUGGUCACGGGGCUGGGUGGCCUGGCCUACAACCUCACCCUGCUAGAGAUGCAGCCGGAAGAGAGCGCUUUUUACAGCUGUGAGCUGCUGCUCCCCGGCAGGCCCGACAACAGCGCCAGGCUAGGGAGACACGUGUACUUUGUGUCUGUGCAAGGUGGGUCUUAUCAUAGGGCUAGUGGAUUCAACCCCAAUAAAACACCUGAUUUAUCAUAGGGCUUGUGGAUAUAAACAAAUAACACUUGUUCAUUCGUUGAGCUUACACAUCUCAAAUGGGCCACUUUAUGUGCCUAAGCAUUGUGUGUCUAUGCAAGGUUUUGACCUUCACGAAAAGUCUAUCUAUCCACUUCCCCUCACCACAUCGGUCUCUAUACUCACUUUGAAACUAGACAUUAGACAGAUGCAGUAGGAAAUGGGGGUCAGUGGUUUUGGUUUUAAAGGGAUAGUUUGUGAUUUUGGCAAGGAACCCGAUCUACUUCCCCACAGUCAGAUGAAGUUGGAAGUAGUUUCGCGAGCCAAUGCUAACUAGCAUUAGCACAAUGAUUCAAACUGCACACUGACAUAAAAACGGUAUCCACAAGUUCAUCUGACUCUGGGGAAGUAGAUAAAGGGCUUCAUUACCAAAAUCCCAAACUAUCCCUUUAAGCUAUCCCUUUAAAUUCAUGCCAGUAAAUGUCCAGGCCAUCUGUGGAAGCUGUUUCCAUGACGCUGUAUUGUUUAUUAACUCUAGUAGCCAAUCAAGUAACCCAGGUAACAAUUAUCAAACAGGCACGGUUCUGUUAGUAAUUAAUUUCAUGUUCAACAUACACAGUAUAUGAAUGGUUGUCAAUUUAUUUUCAAUUCAAUUAAUUCAGGAAGUGAGUUGACAUUCUGUGUAAGGCUUUUAAGUGUGAUACUGCGUAUUGGGCAUUAUUGUUGUUUCCCCAGGUGUUACGUGUAGCUGUACUGGUUAUGUUCCACUGCUCUAUGUCCUUUCUGCUGCUGUGGGGCUGCUGCUCAUCUUCCUCAUGGCCCUGGGAGUGGCUCAUUAUGUGAGUAGGACUGUAACCUACUGACUAUGGACAAAAGGAUUGAUGCACAGAAUAUUAUUUAGAUCAAAUAUAUACAUGGUAGCCACUCCAGUUUUCUGCUGCUUUCCUGGGGUCAUAAUUUAAAAAGCAUUACAACCUCACAUUUUGCAAUAAUUCAUAUUACAUUUUCUUGAAUGCACAAACCAUUCUUCACUCUGAGUUUAUAAAGCCACACUGUCAUUUGGUAGCUACUGUAGUCCUCAAGUAGCAGUACCAUAACAUUGAUUUCUGACAGGUAUGACUAAGUAACAGUGAUUUGUAAAACACCUCACAUUGAGGAAGGAUGCCACUUUGAAUAAAAAAAACAGCCAUCCUCUUACUAUUCACAGAAUUUCACAUAGGAAAUAUACUAGUUUCACUAGUUGUUUUCAGCUGCUGCCUUCUCUGAUUGGCUUCUGUCCUCUGUCAGGGUAAGACCCAAGGCGACCGUGUCAAACCGCAGCCCCACCAGGCUUCCAUCUACGAGGAGAUGGUCGGGGUGCGGCCCCCCAACAGAAAUGGAAAAGUGCCCCCUCUUACCACCUGAGGCCCCCCAUUGCAUCUGGAGUAAAUGGAUGCUUCCGCCUAUGACAACCCCCCUCUGAGGUCUUGACAGGAAAACCACUAUGAGAGG
Coregonus sp. 'balchen' is the source of this 3174-nucleotide messenger RNA. NCBI's taxonomy places the organism in Eukaryota, Metazoa, Chordata, Actinopteri, Salmoniformes, Salmonidae. The record is from the annotation of a GenBank genome assembly.